Gracilinanus agilis (Agile Gracile Mouse Opossum) is the source of this 498-nucleotide messenger RNA. RefSeq names its product thioredoxin, mitochondrial-like. The transcript has a single exon. The record is from RefSeq and is a predicted model, not a curated record. Lineage: Eukaryota; Metazoa; Chordata; Mammalia; Didelphimorphia; Didelphidae. Gene Ontology annotation, biological process: cell redox homeostasis. The coding region runs from base 1 to 498 and encodes 165 amino acids. Gene Ontology annotation, cellular component: mitochondrion. Gene Ontology annotation, molecular function: protein-disulfide reductase activity.
AUGGCUCAGCGUCUGAUCCUAAGCAGGUCCUUGGCUUUGGUCAUGGCAAAGAAGCUGCCUAUGUGCCGUUGGGUUUCCCCUCGCUCUGGGGUCCCGCAGGCUACCCGCAACAUCCCUGGCACUCCAGCACUAAACCUGACCAAGCCCUUGUAUACUACCCGCAUUCAUAAGAUUACAUUUGAAAUCCAGGAUGGGCCGGAUUUUCAGGACAGGGUUCUCAACAGCAACACUCCGGUGGUGGUGGAUUUCCAUGCCCAGUGGUGCGGCCCCUGCAAGAUCCUGGGACCUCGGCUGGAGAAGAUGGUAGCCAGACAGAAGGGCAAGGUAGUGAUGGCUAAGGUCGACAUUGAUGACAACACCGACCUCGCCAUUGCCUUUGAGGUGUCUGUAGUACCGACUGUUUUGGCCAUCAAGAACGGGGAUGUGGUAGACAAGUUUGAAGGGAUCAAGGAUGAAGAUCAGCUUGAAUGCUUCCUGAAGAAGCUGAUCUGCUGCUAA